Messenger RNA from Suricata suricatta (meerkat), 601 nucleotides. It is a transcript of the gene CRYBA4, whose product is annotated as crystallin beta A4. The transcript is spliced from 5 exons. Bases 11 to 601 code for a protein of 196 amino acids. Gene Ontology annotation, molecular function: structural constituent of eye lens. NCBI's taxonomy places the organism in Eukaryota, Metazoa, Chordata, Mammalia, Carnivora, Herpestidae. Gene Ontology annotation, biological process: visual perception; lens development in camera-type eye. The record is from RefSeq and is a predicted model, not a curated record.
CGCUGGCAACAUGACGCUGCAGUGCACCAAAACCGCAGGACACUGGAAGAUUGUGGUGUGGGAUGAAGAGGGCUUCCAGGGCCGGAGGCAUGAGUUUACGGCGGAGUGCCCCAGUGUACUAGAGCUUGGCUUUGAGACUGUGCGAUCUUUGAAAGUGCUGAGUGGAGCGUGGGUGGGCUAUGAGCACGCUGGCUUCCAAGGGCAGCAGUACGUGCUGGAGCGGGGCGAGUACCCGUGCUGGGGCGCCUGGAGCGGCAACACCUCCUACCCAGCCGAUAGGCUCACCUCCUUCCGGCCGGUGACCUGCGCUAACCAUCGCGACUCGAGGCUGACCAUCUUCGAGCAAGAGAACUUUCUGGGCAGGAAAGGCGAGCUGAGUGAUGACUACCCCUCCCUCCAGGCCAUGGGCUGGGAUGGCAACGAAGUGGGCUCCUUCCAUGUCCACUCGGGGGCCUGGGUUUGCUCCCAGUUUCCUGGCUACCGAGGUUUUCAGUACGUGCUGGAGUGUGACCACCACUCAGGCGAUUACAAGCAUUUCCGAGAGUGGGGCUCUCAUGCCCAGACGUUCCAGGUGCAAAGCAUCCGCAGGAUCCAGCAGUGA